AUGACGCAGACUCCAGCCACCCAUCCCGCCACCGCCACCACCACGCCGGCGCCUCCUCCCACCGAGGCCGCCGGGCUGUCCGACGCCAUAGCGGCCGCGCUGCCUUCGGACCCGUACGAGCAGCUGGAGGUGGCCCGCAAGAUCACCGCCGUGGCCGUGGCCGCACGCGCCUCCCGCCUGGAGCACGAGGCCGCGCGCCUCCGCCAGAAGCUGGCCGACAAGGACCGCCUCGCCGCCGAGCUCGCCGAGAGGGCCGACGCGCUCGACCGGGCCCUCCGCGACGCCGACGCCCGUCUCUGCGCCGUCCUCGACGACAACGCUAAGCUGGUGAAGGAGAGGGACUCGCUCGCCCAGACGUCCAAGAAGCUGGCCAGGGACCUCGCCAAGCUGGAGACAUUCAAGAGGCACCUAAUGCAGUCGCUGGGGGACGAGAAUUCUUCAAGUCAAGAAACAGUAGACAUCAGAACCUGCGAUGCCAAAGGAAAUUCUUGGAGAGAGGGAUCGGCGAAGAGCGUCUCCACCGCCCGAGCCGACGGAUCUUCCGAAGCCGAAAGCGUGAACCAGGAAGCGGUAGCAAGGCCAUUGGAGCAGAAGCUUACCAUCACGCACAUGACUCCACGCCUGGCCUCCGACCCUGAACCGAAGCUGAGAUCCUCUGCCGCUUCCGCUAGGAGGUACUCCACCGCCGUGUCCCCGAAGCUGACGUCCGGGGCCGUUUCCCCGAGACGUUCGCCGCGACUCGAAGGCCAUAUGGCAAUGUCGGCGUGGAUACCCUCGAGCAAGAUGUCCUCGGCGGCCAAUUCGCCCCCUCGUGGACACUCAAUCUCAGGGCGCACAACAAGAGUAGAUGGCAAGGAGUUCUUUCGUCAAGCAAGGAGUCGUCUCUCGUACGAACAGUUUGCUGCUUUCCUCGCCAACAUCAAGGAGCUCAACGCUCACAGGCAAUCCCAAGUGGAGACCCUCGAGAAAGCGGACCAGAUCUUCGGCGCAGAGAACAAGGACCUCUUCGUGUCAUUUCAGGGCCUGCUUAGCCGUAGCCUCACGUAGCACACCAGUUGCCGCAAUUUUACUACUCUCCAGGCAUUGCAUUGUUCUCCAUCUGCUAGUACAGCUGAUCAUGAACAGAGAACAAGGCAAGUAAUGCAGUGGAGAAAGCUACGGUUAUGUGCACUUUGUAUGCAGAAUAAUCACCUGUCCAAUUGUCCAUGGCAAAAGAAAAGAAUAAUCAUAUGUUGACCAUACGAAAAACU
Molecule: messenger RNA, 1250 nt
Organism: Lolium rigidum
Lineage: Eukaryota; Viridiplantae; Streptophyta; Magnoliopsida; Poales; Poaceae
Exons: 10
Coding region: 1-1047 (348 amino acids)
Source: RefSeq, a predicted model, not a curated record